AGAGUUGGCUACCGUCAGUCAGUCGUUUGAAGUUCGACCGUUAUGCGCGGCGUUCCGGAGCACACGGAGUCGGAGGAGUAGUCUCUCGAGGUGUUCGCUGGGUUUCAGGUUUUCGCGCGAUCGCGUGUGUCAGUGAGGUUGCGCUGAUUAUUAUUCAUUUCGCACUAGUUAGACGGAGAUUUUCUGUGCCGUGGUGUGGUGCCAACUCGAUGUUUGCGUUGUGUGGGCAGUCAAGCGGAGUUAUUUUUUUCCAUACUCCCCUUUUUUCGGGAGCUUGUUUGAGAACAGAAUUGUGAGACUGUGUUUAUCUUCAGCGAGAAUAAGAAUGUUUUGAAAGGGUCGUUGACGAAGCUAGUUUGGUUGAGUGCUGGGAUUGCCGUGAUUUAACCGAAGCGAAUCAAACAAGGUUGAGACGUUGUGCAACACUUCCAUUGGGAUUUCCCUUGAGGCAAGCAUUCGACGAAAGCAAACACAAGUCCUUCUGGUGAACACGAAUAUCGAUUGUGCUUGCAUAUCGAAUACAACUUGCCACUAGGACAAAAAAAAAUUGUUUCUUCCUUUGAAUUUCCUUCCGCUGGCACAAAUGUGUUUGAGUGGACGAGUUUAACUGACCUCACUUGUUGGAAUCUACAAGAAAGUUGGAUUUUCGCUACUGUCCUACUAGGUCGCAGCAAACAUAGCCGAGCAGUUUUCGUUCGCGCAGUAGCAGCAGCAUCAGUAGCAGCAGCAGCAAUAAAAAUAACGGCAUUAGAACGCGUCAGUCUCUGUGUGUUCCGAUAACCCGUCUCCUGCACAGAAUUGUACCCAACCCGAGGAAUCGUCCGAGAAGAAGAGGAGAAAGGUCAACAAGAUAGACGACAUCGCUUGAUCUAGCGUUACAUUUAUGACACCGGCGGCGGGGCAGCAGUCGGCAGCGUCGUCUUCACAGCUCGGUGUGCCAUCGUCAUCAUCUUAUCUGUAGCCAUUGAGUUGCACUUUUAUAGAAACGAAAUAUCUCAUGAAUGUGAUAAUUAAUCAACCUUAGAAUUUUAUUAAAUUUGGUGUCUCCGACGGAGAGUAAUAUUCCUGCUUUUAUUGUUUCAAACGACCUGAUAGAGGUUGGAAUAUUGUAUUCAGACGUUGCUGGUGAACAUUGUUACAAAAGAUGGGGAACUCAACGUCGUCACACGAACCGCUGGAACGGGGCUUCACCCGUGGGACGUACGGUGAUGUUAAGAAUACGAAGGCAGCAUCUUUUCGACACAGCAAGCGCUCCCCGAAGAAGAUGGAUCGUUUGCGAAAAUCGUUCCGUGAUUCAUUUCGCCGACGUAAGGACCGAGUCCCGGAGGCGGCGAAACCGCACCAGUGGCAUUCGGAUGAGCAAGCAGUGCGGUCUGCCACUUGCACUUUCUCAGUUAAAUAUCUCGGCUGCGUGGAGGUGUUCGAGUCGCGUGGAAUGCAAGUGUGUGAGGAAGCGUUGAAAGUUUUGAGAAACUCUCGACGCCGUGCAAUACGGGCUCAGCUGCAUGUUAGCGGAGAUGGUUUGCGGGUUGUUGAAGACGAUACCAAGGGACUUAUCGUGGAUCAAACGAUCGAGAAGGUUAGCUUCUGUGCUCCGGAUCGGAAUCAUGAGCGUGGUUUCAGUUAUAUCUGCCGAGACGGCACUACCAGGCGAUGGAUGUGUCACGGAUUCCUAGCGGCAAAAGAUUCCGGUGAGCGACUUUCGCAUGCCGUCGGCUGUGCGUUUGCUGUAUGUUUGGAACGGAAACAGAGGCGUGAUAAGGAAUGCGGUGUUACGAUGACUUUCGAUUUGAAGAACUCUACAUUCACCAGAACCGGAUCAUUCCGACAGCAAACGUUGACCGAAAGGUUGAACAGUGCAGAUACGGCAGUAGUUGCUCCUACUCAAAACAAUAACUCAUCCAAGCCGGUUAAUCCGUUCGCCAUCGAACGGCCACACGCAACGCCUUCGAUGUUGGAACGACAGGGAAGUUUUCGAGGAUUCACACAGAUCGGUCAAGCAUCUCCGUUCAAGCGUCAGAUGUCGCUAAGAAUCAACGAUCUUCCAUCCAACGCAGAAAGACAACGAGCCUUCCUAGAACCAACUACACCGCAUCGAACAACUGUUUCUCCGAUCCCUGAAGUUUCUCCUCAACCAACAGAUACCGUCAGUCAACUCUGUCAGGAACUAAGUCAAGGACUUUCUUUGCUAACCAAGAACGACGCAGAUGAUUUCUAUUUAGAUAAGGAAGCGAAGAACCUAACCGCAGCCUCUGUAAACAGCACAACGACUAUCGGGAAUUACGUUAGAAUGUCAUGUACUACUAGUCCGUCAGACCUUUCAACAGCUAGUACUAUCCCAAUAUCGUCCAUUUUUACACCCAGCUCCGUAGCACUUCAGCAGCCAUCGAUUCCACCACGGUCCAUCUCACCGAUGAAACAACAAACGCUAGAUCUCACGCACAGUUCUGCCAUGGCAGUAACCAACCCGAUUACUGCCAACAGUAUAGCACCUUCUUUUUCGACAGUGACCUCGAUGGAGCCUGCCGCUCAGAAAGUUCUCCCUGUGGAAACCGUGUCCCCGCUGCCGAAUCCGGAACAGUGGCUCGGUCAGAUAGUGAAGAAUGUCUCUCCAUCUCCGAGGCGCGCUCCGUCACUGCACACCCGGGCAAAGUCGCUCAGUGCGGCCGAUCCAUUCGAUGCCGAGUGGGUCGCCGAGGUAGCUCAGCCAGAAUUGCAUAGUACCAAUCCGUUCAUCUCGCCACCGAAACCACCGGCUCAGAGUUUUCAGGUGCAUCUUUGAAAUUUAUUCCGUGAGUAAGCUGCUGCGGGACACAAACCGGUGCUAGGGAAAGGCGCGUGUAGGCGCGAGUGCUGUAGCUUUUCGUUAGGGGAGUUACGAUGUGUGUCGGAGUGUUUGGACGAUCGCUAGGCGAUACUAGAUUAGACAGAAGUUGUAGACCGGGGCUAGGAAACGCGUAGUACUUACUCAAAAUUGAUUCUUACAUUCUGAUAGCAUUUAUUUUCGACUCAAAACUGUCGUUUUCAGAAAAUUGUUUCCACGUAAUACCGAGAUCGUUUUGUCAUAUCUACACUUCUUCUUUGUUUUGUGUCCAGUUCGAUCGAAAUAGUUUUCUGGAAACGGAGUCAGGAUUUUUGUUAGGGAGCUAGAUUGUCGCUGAUUGCUGUAGGCUGAGAGUAAAUUUAUUUAUUUCGUGAAUGUUUGCAGAUUAUGUCCGUUGAUCAAUUGUAGUAAAUUUGGUUCACUGGUUGAAACAGACAAGAAAAUAUUCUUCAGUAAAAUGAGUAGAAAGAAUGUGAUAUUUUUCAUUUCCAAAUCCGACAUCAGAGCCCACCAUGUUCAGCUUGAAACGAAAGGUGUUUUGAACACUCGUUUUUAUGCGAGCUUAUCCAGCAUUGAAUCGCGGUGAUAAAAUGAAUUAUUCUGUUAUAGUGAACCAAUAAUAAUGGUUUCAUUCAGGUUCUGGUUGGUUUUGGAAUUGAAUAAUGAGACAAUACCGAGGAUAUUUUCCCAUGAUGACUCCAGAAAGUUGACUUAAAUAUGCCCAACCUCCGGAAAAUAUUCGAGAGAGUUUUAAACUUUUGUGGAAUGAAAACGAUAUGGCGCUGGGUUUCUUGAUUACUGCUUCAAAACCAUAUUGUUUAUGCUAGUAUAUAUUUAGAUACAAGGUGCUAAAAGCAUGUUAUCGUGUUAGUUACAACUUCUAAAUCAGCAGCAGCAACAGCGACAUAAAUAGUAUCAAUGUUCCAUUGAAUCUUUAGGAAAUGGCAUCUAAAGAUAUCCUCAUUCAUACAGUAAGAACAACUACCUAUAUGAAACGCAUAGUUAAAUCAAACCGGCUUAAGCAGCUUUACCUGUGUAUCUGUAUACCUUAAAAUAUCCAAUUAAUCUCCCUCAGCACACAUUACUCUUUACCAUAUGAAACAUAAUCGUGCAUAUUCCAAGCAGAACCAAAUGGAAGUAUUAGCAAUUUACAGAAUUUACAAAAAAUAAAAAGAAAUUAUUUACGAAAAACUAACACCAGACAACGUAAUAUUCUAUUCACAAAAGAAGAUACAAUCCACAGCCGGUUACUUCUUGAGCACCAUCGCUAAAGGGCUUUUCAGCAUCGUAUACAGCUACUUUACAAGGGCUGCUAAGUUCAAAAGACAGUCCAUAUAAAAUCGAAUUAUAAUAUAUAUCAAAACAACCAAUAUUUUACAAUCUAGCUGUAUCUAGCGGAAAUAAACUAACUUAGAACAAACAUAGAAUAUUAGCACAACUGUUUUCCGGCAAUGGCGAAUGAAGAAAGUAGAGAAGAAUUGUGAUCAAUGAUGUGGAACACAUUCAAAAUCAUGCUAUAACAGUGAAUAUUAUACAAGCGGAAACAUUUUUAGACUAAGAAGACUAAGUUGAUUUCGCACGGGAAAAAACGGAUAACUUAAAAUGCUAGCAGUUUUAUGGUUAUUUUUACUGAGAUGAAAUAGAAUUCGCGAACUAAUGUACUUAAUUAUGGAUAGUUUAAAAUUUCGAUUGUUGUAUAUAUUUAAUAUGCUGUUUAAUGCAGAAUAUUUUGAUGUUUUGUAUAUAUAUAGAUAUUUGUAAAUAUAUUCCAAACAAACUGUUUAUCAAAAGAAACAUUACAUUCUGAAUCGUGUUGUUAGCGCGAAAGUAUGCGUAGCUUCUCGAAAUGUGUUGGAAAUAUGGAUUUUUUUUUCAGUUAUGCAAAUAAUUAUUUAUACGGGUGAAUCGAAUCGAACGACCCGUAUAUUAGACUAAAUGUGUGGCCAAUAUUUGUACGUUGAUGCUUCGCAAUUACAGAAAAUAUAUUCACCCAUAGGUGUACAGAAGAA
Malaya genurostris is the source of this 4833-nucleotide messenger RNA. It is a transcript of the gene numb, whose product is annotated as protein numb. NCBI's taxonomy places the organism in Eukaryota, Metazoa, Arthropoda, Insecta, Diptera, Culicidae. The record is from RefSeq and is a predicted model, not a curated record. The transcript is spliced from 4 exons. The coding region runs from base 1145 to 2782 and encodes 545 amino acids.